This is a messenger RNA of Serpula lacrymans var. lacrymans S7.9, 222 nucleotides long. RefSeq lists its product as uncharacterized. NCBI's taxonomy places the organism in Eukaryota, Fungi, Basidiomycota, Agaricomycetes, Boletales, Serpulaceae. Bases 1 to 222 code for a protein of 73 amino acids. The transcript has a single exon. The record is from RefSeq and is a predicted model, not a curated record.
AUGACGUCCGAUGUUCCCCGCCCGAAGCAAGAUCCAAAACGACAACAGGGUUUCCACGAGCCCUCCCCUAGUCUCUCACCUGCACAAGCCAUAGCAGAGGCAUGGCAGCGGGAGUCGUCGCAGAGUCAAGAGCUAUGGAGGCAAGCAGACUCAAAGGUUAGAGAACUCUAUUCAGCCCCGAGACCACAGGUACCACGGAAGGGGCAAAAUGGAAAGAUGUAA